Molecule: messenger RNA, 2550 nt
Organism: Phodopus roborovskii (desert hamster)
Lineage: Eukaryota; Metazoa; Chordata; Mammalia; Rodentia; Cricetidae
Gene: Pla2g6
Product: phospholipase A2 group VI
Exons: 16
Coding region: 30-2453 (807 amino acids)
Biological process (GO): positive regulation of ceramide biosynthetic process; cardiolipin acyl-chain remodeling
Cellular component (GO): mitochondrion
Molecular function (GO): protein binding
Source: RefSeq, a predicted model, not a curated record
AAGCUGGGCCCUCACCCACCCCAGGGAGAAUGCAGUUCUUCGGACGCCUCGUCAACACCCUCAGUAGUGUCACCAACUUGUUCUCAAACCCAUUCCGGGUGAAGGAGGUGUCCGUGGCUGACUAUGCCUCAAGUGAACGUGUUCGAGAGGAAGGACAGCUGGUUCUGUUCCAGAAUGCUUCCAAUCGCACCUGGGACUGCAUCCUGGUCAGCCCUAGGAGCCCCCAGAGUGGCUUCCGACUCUUCCAGCUAGAGUCAGAGGCAGAUGCCCUGGUGAACUUCCAGCAAUACUCCUCCCAGCUGCCACCCUUCUACGAGAGCUCUGUGCAGACCCUGCAUGUGGAGGUGCUACAGCACCUGUCUGACCUCAUCCGCAGCCACCCCAGCUGGACCGUGGCACACCUGGCGGUGGAGCUUGGCAUUCGGGAGUGCUUCCAUCACAGCCGAAUCAUCAGCUGCGCCAACAGCACAGAGAAUGAGGAGGGCUGCACCCCACUACAUUUGGCCUGCCGCAAGGGUGACAGUGAGAUCCUGGUGGAGUUGGUACAGUACUGCCAUGCCCAGAUGGAUGUCACUGACAACAAAGGAGAGACGGCCUUCCAUUACGCUGUACAAGGGGACAAUUCCCAGGUCCUGCAGCUCCUAGGAAAGAACGCCUCAGCCGGCCUGAACCAGGUGAACAAACAAGGGCUAACUCCCCUGCACCUGGCCUGCCAGAUGGGAAAGCAGGAGAUGGUGCGUGUACUGCUGCUUUGUAACGCCCGCUGCAACAUCAUGGGACCCGGUGGCUUCCCCAUCCACACAGCCAUGAAGUUCUCCCAGAAGGGGUGUGCCGAAAUGAUUAUCAGUAUGGACAGCAGCCAGAUUCACAGCAAGGAUCCUCGAUACGGAGCCAGCCCACUCCACUGGGCCAAGAAUGCCGAGAUGGCCCGGAUGCUGCUGAAGCGGGGCUGUGACGUGGACAGCACAAGCACUGCGGGAAACACAGCCCUGCAUGUGGCAGUGAUGCGCAACCGCUUUGACUGUGUCAUGGUGCUGCUGACCUAUGGGGCCAACGCAGGUGCCCGAGGAGAGCACGGGAACACGCCGCUGCACCUGGCCAUGUCGAAAGAUAACAUGGAGAUGAUCAAAGCCCUCAUUGUAUUUGGGGCAGAAGUGGACACCCCAAAUGACUUUGGGGAGACUCCUGCCUUCAUGGCCUCCAAGAUUAGCAAACUGAUUACCAGGAAGGCGCUCUUGAGUCUGCUGAGAACUGUGGGUGCUGACCACCGCUUCCCACUCAUCCAGGGGGUCCCCACGGACCAGAGCUCUGCAGCAACACCUCACCCCUUCUUCUCCCUGGACAAAACUCAGACCCCAGCAAUCAGCUUAAACAACCUAGAGCUUCAGGAUCUCAUGCCCAUCUCCCGAGCCCGGAAGCCAGCAUUCAUCCUGAGCUCCAUGAGGGAUGAGAAGCGAACCCAUGAUCACUUGCUCUGCCUGGACGGAGGGGGCGUGAAAGGCCUGGUCAUCAUCCAGCUCCUCAUUGCCAUCGAGAAGGCCUCAGGUGUGGCCACCAAGGACCUCUUCGACUGGGUGGCAGGAACCAGCACUGGGGGCAUCCUGGCCCUGGCCAUUCUGCACAGUAAGUCCAUGGCCUAUAUGCGUGGCGUGUACUUCCGUAUGAAGGACGAGGUGUUUCGGGGCUCACGGCCCUAUGAGUCUGGGCCCCUGGAAGAAUUCCUGAAGCGGGAGUUUGGGGAGCACACCAAGAUGACAGAUGUCAAAAAACCCAAGGUGAUGCUGACAGGAACACUGUCUGACCGGCAGCCAGCAGAGCUCCAUCUGUUCCGGAAUUACAAUGCUCCAGAGGCCAAUCGGGAACCUCGCUUCAACCAAAACAUUAACCUGAAGCCGCCAACUGAGCCUGCAGAUCAACUGGUAUGGCGGGCAGCCCGGAGCAGUGGGGCAGCCCCAACCUACUUCCGGCCCAAUGGACGCUUCCUGGAUGGUGGGCUGCUGGCCAACAACCCCACACUAGAUGCCAUGACUGAAAUCCAUGAAUACAAUCAGGACAUGAUCCGCAAGGGCCAAGGCAACAAGGUGAAGAAACUCUCCAUAGUCGUCUCCCUGGGGACAGGAAGGUCCCCUCAAGUGCCGGUAACCUGUGUAGAUGUCUUUCGCCCCAGCAACCCCUGGGAACUGGCCAAGACUGUUUUUGGAGCCAAGGAACUGGGCAAGAUGGUGGUGGACUGUUGCACAGAUCCAGAUGGUCGGGCCGUGGACCGGGCCCGGGCCUGGUGCGAGAUGGUUGGCAUCCAGUACUUCAGACUGAACCCCCAACUGGGAACAGACAUCAUGCUGGAUGAGGUCAAUGAUGCUGUGCUAGUCAAUGCCCUCUGGGAAACGGAAGUCUACAUCUAUGAGCACCGGGAGGAGUUCCAGAAGCUUGUCCAGCUGCUGCUGUCACCCUGAACCCCAGGCCCGCUGGCAGGGGCGUACCAGGCUGCCCAGCACACUGAGGGCCAAGCUGGGCCAGACAGCUCUGUAUCCACUGGAGGACUGGGGCUCA